Messenger RNA from Podarcis muralis (Common wall lizard), 3365 nucleotides. It is a transcript of the gene YTHDF3, whose product is annotated as YTH N6-methyladenosine RNA binding protein F3. Gene Ontology annotation, molecular function: mRNA binding; N6-methyladenosine-containing RNA reader activity. Gene Ontology annotation, biological process: mRNA destabilization. NCBI's taxonomy places the organism in Eukaryota, Metazoa, Chordata, Lepidosauria, Squamata, Lacertidae. The record is from RefSeq and is a predicted model, not a curated record. Gene Ontology annotation, cellular component: cytoplasm.
GAGUCGGGGACGGAAAGGGAAAAGUCGGCUGCAAUGUCGUCAGUGGUAGAGGGAGGGGGGAGAGCGGAAGGUCAGGGCGCCGCGGAGCGGAAGUAGGAUCCGGAGCGCGUCCGCCAUUGUGGGAAAGCGGAGCCCGGAGCAGGGGAGGGAAGCUGAGCUGUGUCCAGCUGGUUGCUUUCGGAGGCGCCGAGCAGACGAGAAGUGCCCGGGCUGCGGAGACAGUCAGGCGGCGGCGGCGGGGAGAGCGGCGGAAAAGGCGGCGGCGGCGGGGAAUUGAGGAAGAGCGGGAGGAGGAGGAGGAGGCCCAAGCGGAGCGGGGUGAGGGGAUUGCGGCUCCCCGUGAAGAAUGUCAGCCACCAGCGUCGACCAGAGACCUAAAGGACAGGGAAAUAAAGGAAAGAUCUCUAACCAGCAGUUCAGCUACUCCCCUACUCUGGUUCUCUUCUCCCCCAUCCUGUGCUUGAAGGCUUGUAUUUUAGUUUCAGUGCAAAACGGUUCGAUUCAUCAAAAGGAUGCAGUAAAUGAUGAUGAUUUUGAGCCAUAUCUAAGUAGCCAGACAAAUCAGAAUAAUAGCUAUCCACCAAUGUCAGACCCAUACAUGCCUAGUUAUUAUGCUCCAUCCAUUGGAUUUCCGUACUCUCUGGGUGAAGCGGCAUGGUCCACAGCAGGAGAUCCUCCAAUGCCAUACUUGACAACUUACGGACAGAUGAGCAAUGGUGAACACCACUACAUCCCUGAUGGUGUCUUUAGUCAACCUGGGGCUUUAGGAAACACCCCUCCAUUCCUUGGUCAGCAUGGAUUUAAUUUUUUCCCUGGGAAUGCAGAUUUCUCAACAUGGGGGACAAGUGGAUCUCAGGGACAAUCGACUCAAAGCUCUGCUUACAGCAGCAGCUAUGGCUACCCACCUAGCUCUCUUGGUAGAGCAAUAGCCGAUGGACAGGCUGGAUUUGGCAAUGAUACAUUGAACAAGGUGCCUGGUAUUAGCAGCAUUGAGCAAGGCAUGACUGGACUGAAAAUUGGCGGUGAUAUGACAGUCGCUGUGACGAAAACAGUUGGUUCCGCUCUGAGUAGUACAGGUAUGACAAGCAUUGCAGCAAAUAGUGUGCCUGCGGUUAGCAGUUCAGCACCUAAACCAACCUCAUGGGCUGCCAUUGCUAGGAAGCCUGCUAAGCCUCAGCCAAAACUUAAGCCUAAAGGUAAUGUGGGAAUUGGGGGCCCUGCGGUACCACCUCCCCCUAUAAAACACAACAUGAAUAUUGGAACUUGGGAUGACAAAGGGUCUGUGGUAAAAGCUCCCCCAACCCAACCAGUACUGCCUCCUCAGACUAUAAUGCAGCAGCCUCAGCCAUUAAUUCAGCCUCCUCCAAUGGUGCAAAGCCAACUGCCUCAGCAGCAGCCUCCGCCUCAGCCGCCACAAGGACCUCAGCAACAGGCUCCGCCUCAUCAGCUGCAGCAGCAGCAGCUGCAAAAUCGCUGGGUGGCUCCUCGCAAUAGGGGUGUAGGCUUCAAUCAGAGCAAUGGAGCUGGCAAUGAAAACUAUGGUAUAGGUGUUAUACCAGUUAGCUCUUCACCUUCUGGUGUAGAAGUGCACCCAGUAUUGGAGAAACUAAAGGCCAUAAAUAACUAUAAUCCCAAAGACUUUGAUUGGAAUCUGAAGAACGGUCGUGUGUUUAUAAUCAAAAGCUAUUCGGAGGAUGAUAUACACCGCUCCAUUAAGUAUUCUAUCUGGUGUAGUACUGAGCAUGGUAAUAAGCGCUUGGAUGCUGCCUACCGUUCACUGAAUGGAAAAGGCCCACUCUAUUUACUUUUCAGUGUGAAUGGCAGUGGACACUUCUGCGGAGUAGCUGAGAUGAAGUCUGUGGUGGACUACAAUGCAUAUGCUGGAGUCUGGUCUCAGGAUAAGUGGAAGGGGAAGUUUGAUGUUAAGUGGAUCUUUGUUAAAGACGUUCCAAACAACCAGCUGCGGCACAUUCGCUUGGAAAAUAAUGACAACAAACCCGUUACCAACUCGAGGGACACUCAAGAAGUACCCCUAGAAAAAGCCAAGCAAGUGCUUAAAAUAAUUGCUACUUUCAAGCAUACCACCUCAAUCUUUGAUGACUUUGCACAUUAUGAAAAGCGUCAAGAGGAGGAGGAAGCCAUGCGUAGGACUCUUAGGGGCAGUACAAAAGGAAAAAUGGAUGAAGAAAGAAGAUGAAAAUAAGCAAAUUCAGGAGAGGAAUAGAAACAAACAAUAACUAUAUGGCGAUGGUCCUGCUAGAAUUACAACACUAAUGAUGUGGACUCUGGAAAUGCCUAAUAUGUCUAAGAAGAAGUUAUUAAAGCUUUGUUCCUGCUUAAGGUGACAUCUUUGAACACUUUAACACAAAAUUGACUCUUCUUGUAAUGGUUCUCAUCAGUGCAUCUGCCCUUAUACUCUCUCACCAAACACACUUGAGAACUGUAACUUCGUCAAGCACUUUCUGUCCUGAAGCUUUUACCAGUAUCUGCUGUCUUUUGUAAUUAUGCAUCCUAGCUAAGGCACAGGAGAUGGAACGAAUGCAAGGAUUCAUUAACUCUUUGAAUUUGUUAAAUACUAACAAUUAACCAUCAUAAGUGGUUCAAUGAUGUGAGAUUCACAUUGCUUCAACUUAUUUUUCUUUGAUGUAGUUUUUUAAUUGUCAGUUUUUAGCUAUUCAACAGAAUUUAAAGCAAAAUCAUGCCAUAUUUAGUCCUGGAGUAAAACUCAAGUCUAAAUGUUCAUGUGAAAAUUAUUGUAGUAAACUUUUAAUAUGGCAAAGCAACUUUGAGCUGCAGUUUAGCCAAAUGAAUUAUAACAUGAAAUUAUAUUAGAAUGACAUUUCCCUUGUUUCAAACUGUUUGGUGUAGAGAAUAUUAAUAUAUGCAGCUUGGUGGGCCGCACCAAUUAAUGCACAUUUCCUUUUUUUUCCUGUAACAUGUAUACCGAAAAAAGUGCAUUUGUCUGAGGAACUGUUUGUUUGCUACCACUCAAUCUCAGUUUUGAGUACAUGUACCUCAGUCUAAAUCAGACUUUUUAUGACCUUUAUAACUAUACUUAAAAUCUUUAAUUCCUAUUUCUGGGUGUUUGCAAGCCUGAAAAGAUUGCUAUCAUGGAAGUGAAAAUUUACUCCUCUAGGUGAUUCACUAGCUAAAUAAACAUAAUUCUUGUUUUAGCAAGCAUAUACUCUGUUUCUCAAAUUUUGUUUGUUCCCAGCUCUGAAUAUUAUAGUCUGAUAUUCUUUCAAUUCAAAAUACUUUGGGAAAUAAACGUUUAUCCAUGGUUUCAGUUUGUAUGCUCAUGGAUGUGUUUACAUGUUAUCUGUUAGAGCUAUAUAAUAAAAGCCUAGGUACCAUAUUCACCUGAA